AAUUUGUUAUUAACUUCAAAUUGCAUUAAUAUAAUUUAACCUAAGAUUGUUAAAAACUUUCAAAAAGUGUAAAAUGGAGGACAAAAAAUUAAUAAAGCUUCUUAGCGAAGAAAUUAAAAAAAAAAGAAUAAUAUAUGAUAAAAAAUUUGAGAUUCCCAAGCACGGCAACCGUCAUCGAUUGAUCAAAACUGCUUUCGCGGAAAUUGCGAAUGAAAUUAAAAAUAACGAACGCAGUUAUUCCUGGUUAAAAGGCGGAGAAGUAGAAAAUUUAUAUAAAAAAAUUAGGAACAAAUAUUGCAUAAUUUCAAGAAAAGGCUUCAAGUCACUGGAAGACCAGAAAUUUUUAGAAAACUUUUCAUUUUUCAAAAAUGUCGUCGAAAUACGAAGCGCAAAAAAAUAAACUAAAAUUUCGAUAAAUUAAAUGCAAGCAAUGUUUUAGGUUUAAGAUCAUAUAUUUUACUAUAUUUAACAUUUCAAGUUAUUGGUAUGUAUUUUUAAAUAAAUAUCUCCAAAACUCGCUAUUUCAAAUAUAAAUUUUUUUUUCGAAAUUUAAGAAUUGUUUACCUUUGAAAUCACAGUGGGCACAGCAUAAAUUAAAAAAAUUAAAAAAAAAUUAUUUCACUUCUUGGGGCUCCGAAAAAAGAAUUAUUUUUG
This is a messenger RNA of Leptopilina boulardi, 654 nucleotides long. RefSeq lists its product as uncharacterized. The record is from RefSeq and is a predicted model, not a curated record. The transcript has 2 exons. Bases 74 to 400 code for a protein of 108 amino acids. NCBI's taxonomy places the organism in Eukaryota, Metazoa, Arthropoda, Insecta, Hymenoptera, Figitidae.